AUGGCGAGAGACGAAAGCACUGAACCGCCAGCACCUGGUUCGAAGAAAAGGCGUUUACAGGGAUCGUGCGAUAUAUGCCGGCAACGAAAAAGCGAUAGUGCAAAUAUGCCAGGUGGUAAAUGCUCGAAUUGUAUAGCAUUCAGUUCUGAAUGCACACAUGUGGCAGCGACGACCAAGAAGGUAAGACGAAGGACCAAAGUAAAUGGCACUAUUUUAUCCCCGAGAGACGAUCUUCAAGUCCAUAUCAAUGCUAUCCUUUCCACAACCACAAAUUAUAUCGUUCCCAAUGAUCCUACUCUCGUGCGCACCAUCCUAGUUGAUUUGGCGCAAUAUGUACGCCAACUUGAGGCAGAACUUGCCGCGACACGACAGAAUCAUUCACGCAGUUCAUCUAAAUCAAUGUCUCCCAAAGACGCCGAGCCAAAAUCUGAUUUUGACGAAGAUGAAGAUGAUCAGGAAGACAACAGCAUUUAUCUCACCGAACCAUUGAAUCGACUCACCGUCAGCCAAAGUCGCACACGUCAUUAUGGUAAAUCGAGCACGAUAAUGCUUGUAAAAACAGUCAUUGACUUGAAAAGCGCAACCUCUUGCACUUCGACGUUUCUUGACAACCGGCGGCCAGUAUUCUGGAAGGUUCAUCCGUGGCAACAUCCGGUUACGGGUCCCUCACCUCCCUUGGUGUUCCCUCCUCCAGACCUCAUUGAUGAUCUCGUCGACCUCUACUUGUCUACCACUAACCGCAGUAUAUGUAUCAUACAUGGUCCCUCCUUCAAGCGCUCCAUCGCUUCAGGGUUACACCUCACUUCCUCCACGUUUGGCAGUCUUGUUCUAGGUGUGUGUGCUCUUGCAUCCCGUUCUUCGAAUGAUCCUCGGGUAGGAGAAGGACACAGCGCUGGCUGGCAAUGGUACUUGCAGCUCCGGAUCAAUCCCCCGAACGCAUACUCCUCGCCGCCGACGAUUUGGGAUCUUCAACUUCUACCACUUAUGACUCUCUUCUUGUGUGGUUCGUCCACUCCGGAACCUAUCUGGCUCUUGACGGGCGUAGGCAUCCGUAUGGCUCAGGACGUCGGAGCGCACCGGAAACGAGUUGUCAAAGAGUGGGGGGUGCAGGAUGAGCUAUGGAAGCGAGUUUUUUGGGCAUUGGUAAUGCUUGACACUUUCGUUACUACCAUGUGUGGGAGGCCUAGGGCGACGCAUUCCGAGCAGUUUGAUGUGGAUUAUCCUCUGGAAGUUGAUGACGAAUACUGGCCUGGGGAGGAAUUAGCCGAUCCUAAAAAUCCGUGGACUCAACCGAGAACCAAACCGGCGAUACCAACAGCCUGGGUCAUACACCUAAAAUUACUUGAUAUCUUGAAUACCGCCCAGAUGACAAUUUACUCCGUUAAACGCCCAAAACAAUCGGAAGCGCUUCCAGCGGCGGAAUGGGAACAAAACAUGGUCAUCACACUUGAUUCUGCACUGAACAGCUGGAUCGACCAACUUCCCGAUCAUCUGAGAUGGGACCCUCAGAAUAUGAACGGCACAUUUCUCUGCCAGGCCGCCUCAUUAUAUUCAUCCUAUUAUUGGAUUCAGAUGCUCGUGCAUCGUUCGUUUAUGCCACGAGUACGCGGGCCCGGGAAAGGGAAGUCUAACGGAAACUUUCCUUCCCUUGCUAUCUGCACCAAUGCUGCACGAUCUUCUUGUCAUAUGGUAGAAGUGUUUUGCAAGAAAGGAGGCUUACCAGUAAUACCAAACAUCUUGCCUGCAGCGUAUCAGUCUGCUGUUGUGCUGGUCCUUCAUGUGUGGAGCGGAAAACGUCUUGGUUUAUCCACAAACAUUGUGCGUGAGAUGGAGGAUAUCCACAAAUGCAUGGCGGUGAUGAGCACAUAUGAGGCCCGGUAUCAAGGAGCUGGUCGAUAUUAG
This is a messenger RNA of Guyanagaster necrorhizus, 1902 nucleotides long. RefSeq lists its product as uncharacterized. NCBI's taxonomy places the organism in Eukaryota, Fungi, Basidiomycota, Agaricomycetes, Agaricales, Physalacriaceae. Gene Ontology annotation, biological process: regulation of DNA-templated transcription; DNA-templated transcription. The transcript is spliced from 7 exons. The record is from RefSeq and is a predicted model, not a curated record. Gene Ontology annotation, molecular function: DNA-binding transcription factor activity, RNA polymerase II-specific; DNA binding; zinc ion binding. The coding region runs from base 1 to 1902 and encodes 633 amino acids.